Corticium candelabrum is the source of this 3755-nucleotide messenger RNA. RefSeq lists its product as uncharacterized. The transcript has a single exon. The coding region runs from base 108 to 3719 and encodes 1203 amino acids. Lineage: Eukaryota; Metazoa; Porifera; Homoscleromorpha; Homosclerophorida; Plakinidae. The record is from RefSeq and is a predicted model, not a curated record.
UGAGGUGCUGUUUCUAGCGCUCGUAUUGUAGUUGACGGUUUGUCUUCAGAGACGCACGUUUCGUUUUCAGUUUACUUGAUACAACGUACUCUCCAUCGGGUAUUUUCAUGGGUGUGUCCCUGGAGGUCUACCGUUGUCGAAUUGGAUGUUUCGCUCCUAUUGCUCAUCUCCUAUCCACUUCAGUGUCUGAGAAAGUACAGCUCGGCCACACAACCAGCAGGAAUAGGAACGUGAAUGCUCAUACCGCUCCUAAACGUGUGAGAUGUCUUUUCAGCUGUUGCUUCUGUCUCACACUGGCCGCCAUUUUGAUACUACGUUGUGGUGACGUUCACCCACAUCCGGGUCCUCCCACACGUCCUGAAGAGGACGUCCAUUCUACAGUCGACCUCAGCACAGUUCGAGACUGCUCUUCUGGUACUUCCGAUGAUGUGAGUGUUUUAGAGGAUUUGUGUACUCUAUCCUCCCAAGCUGCGUCAAGCAGUGGUGUUUUGCCACAGUGUCCACUUUGUGCUUCUUCCUUCAGAGACAUUGGGUCCCUGUGGCAACAUAUAAAUGCUAGUCAUAUUAGUCGCCAUUUAUUUCCAAGCAGAGCUUUUCUUCAGGGUCAUAAUCGUCGUCUUUGCUGUGAUUGUGGAUUUGCCUAUUCAAAGAGAUUUCAGUGUUGCAGACGUUCUUUGGGAUCAGGAAAUCGCUGUCGUGGCUUGAUGGAGGACCCUGUUUCUUCAUUAUGGCUGAAUGGACAAUCAGACCAAGAUUCACUUUCUUCCUCCUGUGAGAAUUCUCAUAGUGAUCUCCACCAUGACACACACCUGUCAGCUUCUAAUAGGCCUGACCCUUCUUGUGUGGCUUCUUGUCCUGCUGACUUGGAUUUGGUAUUAGAGGGAGUUCAUGCUGCCUCUAUGUUGUCUCCUCCCACGCAAGAUGAAUCUUUAGUAUUCACGUCAGUAAUGGAUGAAAUUGCUUCAUUACGUGUUCAGACAGUUAAGCAUGUGCCACGUUCGACUCGUCCAUUACUUGCUGAAGUUCUUUCUGGUGAAUUCUUACGUGCCUGUGAAAAUGGUAUUUGGGGUUUUGUUCGGCUGUUCAUGUUUGCAAAAGCUGUGUUACGCGUUCCUCCUCGGGGAGGCAGAAAGAAGCGUUUGGUCAUUAAGCAGCUGUUGUUAUCUCGCCUGCGUCAAUGGCAGCAGGGUAACUUGGUCGCACUGUGGACAGCAGCCAGGCAGGAGUGUCAGUCCCGGUCAACCCGUCAAUCAGUCUCUAUUGCCAAAAGUAAUGCUCGUCGUUCACUGAAUUUGGCACGCGAGGGUAGGUUUGGUGAUGCUAUGAAAGUGUUGGGCUCUUGUGGUUGUGCUUCUCGUGAUGACCCAAUGGUGCUAGAUGAACUUAAAUCACGUCACCCAGAACAUGCUUUACCUGAAUGGUCCGAUGAUAUUCCACCUCCAUUAGUUGUGGAUUCUCUUGCAGUUUUAUCAGCCUUAGAAAGUUUUCCCAGAGGUUCCAGUCCUGGUUUUUCUCAGCUUCGGGCUCAACAUCUUUUAGAUAUUAUGAAAGGAGCAUAUGUCCCAGAUGCUCAGUUGUGCCUUGCAAAUCUUUCAAGAUUCAUGACAAAGCUUUUGGCGGGUAAGUGUGAUCCAAGAAUCGCACCUUGGUUGUCUGGAGCACCACUGACUGCCCUCUUAAAGAAAUCAGGAGGUUUUCGGCCAAUUGCAGUUGGAGAAGUACUCCGGCGCCUGGCAAGUAAACUCUGUUGUGCUUCUGUGAAAGACCGCCUUCCAGACGUCUUUUUGCCAACUGGCCAAGUAGGAGUGGGUAUUAGAAGUGGUAUGGAAUCAGCUAUUCACACCACACAAUCGUUUCUUGAUGCUAACUGGGAUAAAGAAGACUUCUGUUGCUUGAAAAUUGACAUGACUAAUGCUUUUAAUGAGUGCUCCAGACCAGCCUUUCUUUCACGUUUGCGGAGAGAAUUUCCAGAAUUAUUUGCAUGGGCUCAGUGGUCCUACCACGUACCUAGUGAGAUGCGUUACGGUAGGCAUCAAAUCUUAUCUACAGCUGGUGUCCAACAGGGAGAUCCCUUGAGCCCUCUUCUGUUCUCACUUGUGAUUCUGGAAUUAUUGGAUUCUAUUGGCGCUAUUUCGAACCUACACCUUCAAAUUUGGUAUUUGGAUGAUGGGACAUUUUUCGGCUCGAGAGAGUCUGUAUCUUCUUUAUUACAAAGUGUUUCGGAAAAGGGUCCCAGUUAUGGCUUACAUGUCAACUUAAAUAAAUGUGAACUAUACUGGCCGUCUGGAGACCAAGCUUUUCCCUUGUUUCCCAGUCAAGUCAGACGUUUGUCAGAAGGGGUUGAGUUGCUAGGAUCACCAGUCCAUGGCUCUGUAGACUUUUUCAGAUCAUCUAUAUCCAAACGUGUUGAUAAAGUCUUGGAGUCUCAAACGCUUCUGAGUAACCUUGAGGAUCCACAAGUUGAAUUGCAUUUGCUACGGAGCUGUCAGAGUAUCUGUAAAAUCAAUCAUUUGUUACGUACUGUGACUCCUGCUUUGUUGACAGACCAAUUACGCCGUUUCGAUGUCGGCUUACGUCGAUCUUUGGAAAUCAUCUGUCGAUCCUCCAUUACAGACACAGCAUGGUUGCAGGCUACACUACCUGUACGACUUGGGGGUCUCGGUUUGAGAGAAGCAGUCAAGUCUGCACCAGCUGCAUACGUGGGGAGUUGUAAUUCCACAAAAUUGUUAGUCCAAGAUUUCCUUAGGAAAGCUUGUAAUUCUCUGGCCUCAACAAACGUACACGUUCCGACUUCACUGCUAUUGGAAGAAUCUGAAAGUUAUCUUCAGAGUUGUUCCUUUCUGAAAAACGAACACAGUCAUUUGCUUCUAGAUUUCAACAACUCGACUCAACGACAAAUUCAAUCAAAACUCGAUGCUGAUUUAUUCAAUUGUUUAUUGAACAAUGCCAGCUUGAGAGACAGAGCUCGUUUAAAUUCCAUCAGUACACCCCAUGCGGGAGCGUGGUUGAGGGCAAUACCAAACCCUAAUCUCGGCCUUUCCAUGCUUUCUCAUGAGUUUGUCAUUUCUAUACGGCUCUGGUUAGGGAUUAAGAUGUUUCCCUCUCCUCCAACUUCGAUCCUGUGCACUUGUCGUCAACACAUCGAUCCUUUUGGAGAUCACCUCAUCAGCUGUGGUACAGGUCCAGAACGCACCAGAAGACACAACGCAUUGGCAGAAGUCAUUUUCCAGGCGUUAUUAGUUGAGAAUAAAGACGUGGUAAAGGAAGUGAGAUGCAGUGGUAGUGACGAAAGUCGUCCAGGUGAUGUUUUUCAUCCUGACUUUUUAGAGGGCAAACCAGCUUAUUUCGACAUAACAGUCAGAAACUCAUUGCAGCCAUUGUACGUGACAAAAGCAGCAGUAAGGGCUGGGGCAGCAGCUGAAGCAGGUGAAGAACAGAAGGACACACGUCACGAAGCAAACGUUCUGGCAACAGGUGGUCUUUUUUACCCCUUGGUAUUGGAAACAUUGGGUUUCUGGUCUCCGUUCAGCAUUAAAACGUUAAAAGCUAUUGCAUCUAAAACUUCAGCUGUCAGCGGAAUUCGAUUCCAUCAAGCUUUCCAGAAUUUGACGCAACAACUUUCGGUACAGUUGUGGAAAUACAAUGCAAGGAUGUUGUUCAGAAGAAUUCAACUUGAAGUACAGGACAUUGAUAGUUGGGAUAUACCCACCGUAGCGUAGUGUAGAAUUUGGUAGUUAGUUCUGUUUAAAUGUAAA